This is a messenger RNA of Oryzias melastigma (Indian medaka), 759 nucleotides long. Its product is annotated as polypeptide N-acetylgalactosaminyltransferase 14. The record is from RefSeq and is a predicted model, not a curated record. Gene Ontology annotation, cellular component: Golgi apparatus. NCBI's taxonomy places the organism in Eukaryota, Metazoa, Chordata, Actinopteri, Beloniformes, Adrianichthyidae.
GUGCGCGACUCUCCAGUACGACUCGGAUCUUCCUCCAACCUCCAUCAUCAUCACUUUCCACAACGAGGCCAGGUCAACACUGCUGCGCACCAUCCGGAGCGUUCUGAACAGGACUCCGGUUCAUCUCAUCCAUGAGAUCAUUCUGGUGGACGACUACAGUGAUGACGAAAGAGACGGACAGCUUCUCACCAAACUGCCGAAGGUCAAAUGUCUGCGCAACACGAAGAGAGAAGGUCUGAUCCGGUCCAGAGUCCGGGGGGCCGAUGCUGCGAGGGCCGGAGUUCUCACCUUCCUGGACAGCCACUGUGAGGUCAACAAGGACUGGCUGCCCCCCCUCCUGCAGAGGGUCAAGCAGGACCGGACCCGUGUGGUCAGCCCCGUCAUCGACAUCAUCAACAUGGACACCUUCGCUUACGUGGCGGCCUCUGCUGACCUGCGUGGAGGGUUCGACUGGAGUCUGCACUUCAAGUGGGAGCAGCUGUCGCCCGAGCAGCGGUCCCACCGGACCGACCCGACCCAGCCCAUCAGGACCCCCAUUAUCGCUGGAGGCAUCUUCGUGAUUGACAGGUCCUGGUUCAACCACCUGGGCAAAUACGACGCUGCUAUGGACAUCUGGGGGGGCGAGAACUUUGAGAUCUCGUUCCGGGUGUGGCAGUGCGGCGGCAGCCUGGAGAUCCUGCCCUGCAGCAGAGUGGGUCACGUCUUCAGGAAGAAACAUCCGUACGUGUUCCCAGAGGGAAACGCCAACACCUACAUCAA